Molecule: messenger RNA, 3815 nt
Organism: Gossypium arboreum
Lineage: Eukaryota; Viridiplantae; Streptophyta; Magnoliopsida; Malvales; Malvaceae
Product: BTB/POZ domain-containing protein At1g67900-like
Exons: 5
Coding region: 1684-3573 (629 amino acids)
Source: RefSeq, a predicted model, not a curated record
GAACUGUAAAUUGUGGGACUGACUUUAUUAAAUGAUCCAAUCUCUCUUUGGUGGAACGAACACCUUUGAUACCUUCAAGCAUGAAGAUAAUAUAUAAACAUUGGAUUCAGUGUAUAUUCUGCUCUGAUUUCGUGUGAAUGACAUUUUUUAUUUUUUGCUUUGAUUUUUUUUCGUGAAAUCUGCAGGUUACUUGAUUUCCCAAAGCAAAUCCCUGAAAGAUGCACUGGGGCUAGAGUGAUCCCACCUUCUGCCCACCACUAGGCAUCAAUUAUGAGAUUCUCACAUCUAAUCCCUUAGAUGUUGUGCCUAUCAACGACCUAACAAGCGUACACCUCCCUUCAAUUAGUCCAAUCUAUCCAUUUUUAAUCCCUAUUUUAUUUCAUGGAAUUCAGAUUUUCAACAGGAAUUUAAUGAGACGGCAAGACUAAAGACGGCAAGACUAAAAGCUCCAACAUUCAACCCCUUCGGAGUCCAAACUGUAAAGGGUUUCCAAUUGAGUAAGUGGGGGUACAAGGGUCCCACCCCCAUGGCCCCCAAGAUGGUCCUACUAAGGAGGGGCUUGUCUGCUGUUGGCCACCCCGUUGGGUAGCACAGAGAAGGACGAUUACAGUAUUUUUGGUUCAAUGGAUCAUCCAUUAUCUAACGUAGGGUUGACAUCAAUUUAUGCCCCCAAAGCCUUUACCCCAUCUCAAAAGCCACAAAAUUUCACAAAUUAUCCUUAGGUUUCUCAGGAAACUUCAAGAUCAGCAAAGAUGCCCUGUCUUGGGGCAGGCAUCGAUCGAGCCAAGACAGACCCCAGGUCUCGAUCUUUACUGGACAGUGGUCGAACCUACACGGGGACUGGGUCUUAAUCCACCAUGUGAUAUUGCCCACUACAAUACGGAUAUCACCAUUCUAGUGAGAACACAAUGGCAGUUUCAAACUUUCAGCUGCGGCCCGUUAUUAUAAGAUAUUAUCUGCAAAGUUUCAAAGCCGUAGGUAAGGGUAAAGUUGAAGGAAACUAUGAUAGCGAUACAUAUAUCCUAUUCCUUUUAGCUUUGCCCUUUACCUUCAUUUUCUGUAUUCUGUUGUUCAUACAGAAACUUUUUGUAACAUAUUGAAAGGCGUAUAAUCUAGUGUUUGACUAAAUUAAUGUUUGAGUGUAAAUAAUAAAUGGAGUAGCAAUGAUGAGUGAGAGGGGCGCAAGUGGGCACAGGCUAAGCACGUGGGUGCUGCCUUUCUCAUUGCACGCUGGCAUGGCAUGGUCAUAAGACUCAUUGGCAAAAUCCCCUUCAACCCUCAUGCCUUCAAUCCAUAUAUUCUUUUCGAUGUAAAAAAAAAAAAAAAAAAGAGAGUUAAAUAUAUAUUAUACACAAGAAAAGAAGGGGAAAACAAAAAAGAGAGCAUAUGUUUCAUAUAAGUUCUGGUUGAAUUUUUCGGAUUGGCAGGGUUUCAAAAUCGUUAGAUAUUCAGUUUGUUGUCCAAAAACUAUGCUUUGUUUGACUGCGUAGAGUUGAACUCAACAUUUGAGAACUGGGUGGUCUUGUCUGUUGGGUUGUCUGGAGAACUUCUUUUGAUUGCUGUUGGAGAAGAAGCUUUUUAUGACUUUCGGUGCACCUAAAGACAGGGUUCUAUCAUUUCAUCAUGUUAAGGUGAAUACAAAGGGCCAAGGAACAAAGAAAUAAACAAUAACAAAAUUCAGACAUGAAGUUUAUGAAACUCGGAUCUCGGCCUGACACCUUCUACACUGCCGAGUCUGUAAGGACUGUUUCUUCCGAAGUCUCUAGUGACCUUAUAAUUGAAGUAAAAGGAUGUAAAUAUCUGCUUCACAAGUUUCCUCUGUUGUCAAAGUGUUUGAGGUUGCAAAGAAUAUGCUGUGAAUCCCCUGAAACAUCACAACACCAAAUAAUCCAAUUACCUGAUUUCCCUGGUGGAAUCGAGGCGUUCGAGCUUUGUGCUAAGUUCUGUUAUGGUAUCACAAUCACUCUCAGUGCGUAUAACAUUGUAGCUGCACAAUGUGCAGCCGAGUAUUUGCAGAUGACUGAAGAUGUUGAGAAGGGGAACUUGAUUUACAAGCUCGAAGUUUUCUUCAACUCCUGCAUCUUACAAGGGUGGAGAGACUCUAUCGUGACAUUACAAAGCACCAAAGCAUUUCCCUUAUGGUCUGAAGACCUUGGAAUUACGAGCAGAUGCAUUGAAUCAAUUGCAUCAAAAGUUUUAACACACCCUUCAAAGGUGAGCUUGUCGCAUAGUCAUUCGAGAAGGGUUAGGGAUGAUAUAUCUUGUAAUGGAGCCGAGAGCCAGCGGCAUAAAUCGACAACCAAAGGUUGGUGGGCUGAGGACAUGGCUGAGUUAGGUAUAGACCUCUAUUGGAGAGCCAUGAUAGCUAUUAAAUCUGGUGGGAAAAUACCCUCUAAUCUCAUUGGACAAGCAUUGCAAAUAUAUGCAUCUCGAUGGCUGCCAAACAUUUCACGACAAGUGAAGGCUAACCAAGGAGCUACAUCGGACUCGGAUUCAGAGUCAACUGGCGAGAUUUCUUCAAAGCACUGGCUGCUGUUGGAAUCAAUAGUGAGCUUACUCCCAUCAGAUAAAGGCGAUGUUUCUUGCAGUUUUCUGCUUAAGCUCUUGAAAGCAGCCAACAUUCUUAAUGCUUCAUCUUCUUCAAAGAUGGAACUGGCUAGAAGAGUAGCGCUUCAGUUAGAGGAGGCAAGAGUUAGUGAUCUGUUAAUACCCUCUCUAUCAUACUCGAGCGACACCCUUUAUGACGUUGACAUUGUCCUCACCAUAUUGGAAGAAUUCAUGUUACAAGGACAGAGUCCUCCAACCAGCCCUCCCAGAUCUCGGCUGGGGUUUGAAAGGAGGAGAAGGUCCCGUUCGGCUGAGAAUAUUGAUUUCGAGUUUCAAGAAAGUAGGAGGUCUUCUUCAGCAUCACACAGUUCCAAACUAAAAGUUGCCAAAAUCAUGGAUGGCUAUCUUCAAGAGAUUGCCAGAGACAUAAACUUACCUCUGUCCAAAUUCAUUGCAAUAGCUGAGAAAACUCCGGAUUUCUCACGACUUGACCACGAUGAUCUCUACCGAGCUAUUGACAUUUAUCUCAAGGCACACCCGGACCUAAAUAAGAGCGAAAGGAAAAAGUUGUGUCGCAUUCUUGACUGCAAAAAGCUCUCUGUUGAGGCCUGCAUGCAUACUGCACAAAAUGAAAAACUUCCUCUUAGAGUGGUGGUACAAGUUCUCUUCUUUGAGCAAGCUCGAGCUGCUAUGGCGGGGGGCAAAGUAGCUGAGCUCCCUAGCAACAUCAAGGCACUUUUAGCUGCGCACAACAUUGAUCCAUCGAGACCUCCUGGGACCUUAAGCACUACUACUAGCAUUCGAGGUGAUGAUCAAUGGAGCGUCUCAGGCCUUAAAUCACCCAAGUCUAGAACUUCGACACUAAGGAUGAAGCUUGCUGAAGAUGAUUUCGAUGAGUAUGAUAUGAAUCCGGAUGGAUUGGGAAGAUCUUCUAAGUUCAAGGCUUUCUGUGCUUUACCUACGGGACCUAAAAAAAUGUUCAGUAAGUUGUUGUCAAUCAAUAGGAGUGGCAGUGAAAAGAACUGAGUGGUUUUUGUUGAUUUCCAUGUCGGGGAUGGUAAAUUUUAAGGGUAAUGUAUACUCUUUCUUUUGAGUAACGCCUUGUUAUUUUAGCUUAGAAUGUCAACAAAGAUUUCGGGCUUAACCUAGUUGAUUAAUGCAGAAAAUUUUAAAAACUUACAUCCUACAAUUUUAAUUUGGACUGGAAAUUCUAGUUGUAAUCUUCUGCAGAAGUGAAAGGAUGCAGCGCUGUUCUCAUUGUCUUACAA